Messenger RNA from Zychaea mexicana, 2260 nucleotides. RefSeq lists its product as uncharacterized. Gene Ontology annotation, molecular function: protein binding. NCBI's taxonomy places the organism in Eukaryota, Fungi, Mucoromycota, Mucoromycetes, Mucorales, Lichtheimiaceae. The record is from RefSeq and is a predicted model, not a curated record. Bases 312 to 575 code for a protein of 87 amino acids. The transcript has 3 exons.
CUCCGCAUGACAUGAGUUUCGAGGAUUUAUAACGAGCUUGGUAGUUUUUCGUUUUCUGCUCUAUGCCAUGCACACCUUACCAGGUGAAGCACGUUUGGGUGACUUGAUUGUUUUUUAUGGAUCUUUUACUCUUAACAGCUGCAUAAUAAAGCCAGCUAUAUAGCGAAAAAGAUUGUGCCAUAUCAUACAUUUUGCCCUGGUAAAUGGCUACACAGCUUCAUCAGUUGAAACGAUGCUACUGCGGUAAAGAGUGUAAUGUUGAGUAGCACACGCAUUGCGUAAAUUGUGGCAAACGUAGAACAUCAAAAGAUAUGACGAUGAAAUCAACCCGCAGCGGAUGCCAACACGAAAUCAGCGUAUCCACAGAAGACAAGGAGACAGGUGGUGGGAGCAACAGCAAUACCAGUAGUAGCAGCAAUGGAAAAGAGAGAAUGACAACGGCAGCAAGGAACAUCCGCUUGAUCAAUAUCUUGUCCUCUGAUAUUUGGUUGUUAAUCCUUCAUUAUCUCUCAAGUCGCGAACUUUUACGUUGCGCUAUCACCUGUACAACUUGGUGUGAACUUCUUCUCCAGUAGCCACAUUUCUGGAAAACUUGGACACUGAACUGAAGCUGAGCGUAAAACAUCACCAACAUGUCGCACGUAUCCUUCGACACCAGGAAACUGUCCAUUUAAUUGAUGUGCCGGCCGUGCCACUGUUCGCGCGAGAAUACUGGAGUUUACUCGUUGAUAUGCGACAACAUGACACGUCUAUAAUUGAAUUCGACGAGAUGGAAUUUGGUGAUUCAAGUGGCCUGGAACCAGUGCUCAAGGCAGCAAAUACAAACUUGGAGAAGCUGAUUGUCAAAACUGCGAUAACGUCCCCGUAUAUAACCUUUUGAUGGACGAUUGGCUCGAACCGUGCACAAAUCUAAAGCAGCCAAGUCUCCCACGCAGUUGGCCGUGGCCAGAAAGCAGCAAGAAUCAAACAUCGACAAUACCACCUAGAUUAGCACAGGAAAAAAAAUGUGCGAUCAUUUCAGCUCUUGUCGCUGCUCCAUUUACAUGUCUCGGUCAGUCCAGAGCUAGCUUACCUGGUGCCGUAUAUGUUACGCCGUUGCCCUAAUUUGGAAUCCCUUGCGCUCGAUCCCGAAGAUACGGUUGACGACCACGGCAAAAUCUUAAACGUUGCUCUUGAAUCCUGUCCUAACCUACAAUGGGUUGCCUUGGCCCCAUGUUGUGCAUCGGCUCGAACACCAUUUUUUAAUGAAGCUCUGGACAACGAAGACUACUCAGAAGAUGGCUUGUACGGAUUGUUUUUCUGUGGCAAAUACCUCCUUCUCAAGGAUCCAAAUGACAUUUAUCCGCUGCUGAAAAAAGAGCCACGCAACGCUUCGUGUUCUACAUAUGGUUUACGAGGGUUCAGCAAUGUUCUGGCAUACCUUGCACUAUCUUGGACAGCUCGGCGUGCCAAAGUUGAAGGAACUGUCGCUCAAUACGUUGGAUGGCGCCGGUUUUCAUACAAGUCGUUGCAAUACCACAUUUAACUAUUGCAACAACAACUCAUAAGAUGGCAAUAAUGCUGGUGACGGCAAAAACACUUUGUCGUUCAAACAAGUAAUUACACAGCUUAUCAAACGAGCACCAGCGCUUCAAAACGUUCAUCUUGACUGUGCAGGAGGCAAUUUACCACCAGAGCUCAGAGUCACUGAAGCAAUCUUUACCGAGUUAGGGAGGCGACAGCAUCAAUCCAAGCUUAAACGUCUUUUUGCCACCCAUUGUUGCGAGCUGGGUUCUCUUGGCAGAAUCUGUCGUACACCCAGUACUCGUCUAGAGCAACUUUCAUGCGAUUGUGGCGCUUUGAACGGCAAAGAUCUUCGUCAUUUGUUGAAAAAGGCACAGGCGCUUUGGGCUCUCGAGACACUUCAUAUGUCUCCAAGUCAGCUAUACGAUCCAGAUUAUGAUCGCUUACGGAGAACGGUUCGUCUACGAUGCUUUUCCGACAAUGAAGAGACGCGUGAUUGCGACUGUAGGGAGCAAAGAUUUUUUUCUCCCCAAGACAGAGGAUUCAUAAAAGAAAUACUUGCUAUGCGGAAAUAGCAGCUACAAAAUGGAUUACUUAAAUUGGCAAAUACUGUACCGUCUGCAUGUACAUCCCUAGUUCUCACCGUUACUGUGUAGCUUGAGUUUAUCAUAUCUGUCACUGAUUUAUACAAAAAAAUUGUUUAUCGGGAUGUCUAUUUAGUUAUGUCAGAGUUAGAGCCAGUCAAAUCUUGUACGCA